This is a messenger RNA of Phalacrocorax carbo (great cormorant), 961 nucleotides long. The record is from RefSeq and is a predicted model, not a curated record. NCBI's taxonomy places the organism in Eukaryota, Metazoa, Chordata, Aves, Suliformes, Phalacrocoracidae.
CCUGGGGGCGCUGUGGCUCGCCGGGCGCCGGCGGAAGUGACGCAGCGGGGCGAGCGGCGGCGGCGGCGGCGGGAUGAACGCGCCUCCGGCUUUCGAGUCCUUCCUCCUCUUUGAGGGCGAGAAGAAGAUCACCAUCAACAAGGACACGAAGGUGCCCAACGCCUGCCUCUUCACCAUCAACAAAGAAGACCACACGCUGGGGAACAUCAUCAAGUCGCAGUUACUGAAAGACCCCCAGGUAUUAUUUGCGGGCUACAAAGUCCCGCACCCACUGGAACACAAAAUUAUCAUCCGCGUCCAAACAACCCCCGAUUACAGCCCCCAGGAAGCUUUCACCAACGCCAUCACGGACUUGAUCAGUGAGCUCUCCCUCCUGGAGGAGAGGUUCAGGGUGGCUAUUAAAGACAAACAAGAAGGAAUUGAAUAAAAUCACCCCGUUUAGAGCGGACUGUACUUCUGAUGCAGAAUGAUGCACCUUGUUACUUGAAUGCUAUAUUUAAACCUCUAGUCAUGGCAAAUAUGUUCCCCCUUGUCCCACUUAUGAUUAGUUUUUGACAGCAGCAGUGGUAUUUUUGUGGUUGGUUUGUUGGUGGGUGUUUUGGUGGGGUUUUUUGGGUUGUUUUUUUUUGUUUGUGGGUUGGUAGUUUUUUUUAAAUACCAGACAGGCACUUUGCCAAGAGGAUGAAUGUCUUGUUUGAUUUGAUGGAUAAGGCACUAACAUGAUUUCUACUUUUUUAAUUUGAGCCUUAAGGCAAAUAUUUGUACCAGGCUGUUGGGGAGUUUACUGUCAGUGUACUUCCAGAACAAGAAGCUGCUGAGUGACAACUCUCUGCUUUUCCUUUUCAAAAAGUCUAGGCACUGCCACCUGAACUGGUAUUCUGUUUUAUUAAGUGUCAUUUCUAUAAAACAAAUGCACAAAUUGUGAAAACUUACAGUAAAAGAAACCGGAUGUUUACAAUGA